Molecule: messenger RNA, 1305 nt
Organism: Orbilia oligospora ATCC 24927
Lineage: Eukaryota; Fungi; Ascomycota; Orbiliomycetes; Orbiliales; Orbiliaceae
Exons: 2
Coding region: 1-1305 (434 amino acids)
Source: RefSeq, a predicted model, not a curated record
AUGGCUACUACCGCGCUUAGAGGCCGUCAAAGAUUAUAUGACGUUGUAAGUCCUGAAGUAGUCCGGUUUUUCGAGGAAAGAAGACUUUUCCACCCCGUUGUCAACAACAGGCGAAAAAUAUCACCAUCCACAAUAUCACCGAGCUGUAGCAGCCCAUCAGUUUGCUCAGGCGGACCCUCUUGUUACCCUGCACCUACCCAUCUCGUAGAUGGAACAAACCAUUUUACUUCUGCAGCAAUCUCAAAGCCAUGUGAUUUUAUCGAGAUACCCGUAUUUCUGGAGAGUCGAGAAACACUUGAGUUCGUUGGGUUCUGCCCAGAGAGAGCAGAAUACAUCUGGGAUCUAUGGUCGAAGAUCCCAAUGCAUGAUAUUCAUGUGUUUAAUUUCUUUGAUUUUGCUGUGGAUUUUAUUCCAGACCCUGGGAUACGUCAAACUCGAACAGAAGCGAUUAACGAGAAGGAUGGUUGGAGGGAGUAUAUGGAUGAGCUUGGUAUAUCGACUGGAUUAAAAAUAGCCAUUCUUCUACCGGAGUACGAAAAUGUCAGAUUUACAGCAUCUUGUGAAUUCUGGUCAAUUGAAUCCGUAAGGGAGGCCUACCGCGCUUUGGAGUCCCUUGCGCAACAGUUUGAGGAAAGCGUCAAAUUUUUUCAGUACCCCGAACAUGAAAAAGACGGGAAGUUCGAAGGUACAACAGAGCAACCUAGUACAAAUGUUUCACCGGUUCCCGAGGGAUCGAGGACAAAACUUUAUAGGGCUAGUACCUUGGAGAGAGCUACACGAUUUUACAUUCACCAAACCGGAGAAAUCAACGAGUACCAUUUUGCAACUCUCCGAGGGGAUCUUAGUGGAACAGAACCGGUAACAUAUUGGACACCACAGAAGGUGGUUGCUGAUAUCUAUGCAGGGUACCUUAAGCGCAGGAUACCCAUAGCCCAGAUUAUCGUCACAGAAGUCGAAUUCUCGGAGGAACUGGCAGCCUCCGUUGACCUGGAAGGGCAUCGAUUAUCGAAUACCCACUAUUUGAAAUAUUUGGAAGACGUAGAUGUCAUAACCUCCAAUAUUCUCAGUCUCAAAGACAUCGAAUAUCGUGAAAAGGACAGUUGGAAAGAAAUACAACCUUCAGAUCUCGUCAGAAUUAAGAUUGACGGCGAGGAUAGGCUAGGGAUUCAGUGGGCUUUCAAGUCAGAGGAGGCUCAACUGGCCUUUGAAGAGCAUUGUCGAGGCAAAGUUACUCAGUAUAACUUAGACAGAUUGCUUACUGUAGCUUCAAAGACAGAACGCAGUCUCCCAUCAGCAACAGGAUAA